AUGGGGCACGCCUGGUUGGACUCCCUCUCGGAGGAUUGGGUGUCGCAACCGGGAUCGGACGCGUCCGUGGCCGACCCCCAUUCCUCCGCACCUUCCCCCGACGCGCAACGGAAAGCCAAAGAGUCGACGACGACGACGCCGAGCCGAAUCCCCCGACUGAGCAGGAAGAACCUCGACAACGCCGCGAACAGCAACAACAUCCUCGGCGAGCGAAGUGUUAACCACAGUCCCCGCCGCACCUCGUCGAAGCUGUCGCAAGAGCUCAAGUCUAGUAACGGGCGGAGCACGGCCGACAGCCGCUCCUCCUUCUCCUCUGGUCGUUCGAAUUCCCUCUCGACGGUCGGGUCGGUGGUUCAGCACAAGUCGGUAGCGUCGGUCAACAACAGGCGGGGGUCGACUCCGGAGUGGAAGAGACGGUUGGUGUAUGGGGAUUUGUCGUAUGGGGAGCGGGCGGAUUUGUUUACUUCUGCGGGGAAGGGGCUGGAGAAUAUUUUCAAGCCGCCUACGACGGGGAAUGCCAGCAGGGAGGAGUCGUUUGAGCCGAGGUCUUCGCGGUUUACGCUGCCGUCUAGUCCGCCGGUGUAUCAGCGGGAUUUGUUGUCGUCGACUGUUGAGACACAGGCGGAGGAGUCUGUUCAGGAGUUGCCGGAACACCCUGGAGCAGUGGGGAGGAGAUCACAAAUACCUACUACUGCGAGGCAGAGGCGAAUGGAGGACUCGUUCGAUCAGAGUAGGGAUUCGGAGAAUAGCAUGUUACCUGAUAGCUGCACGCAGCAGGCCACGACGACUGCGCAGACGGAUGUUUCGAACCAGAACUCGUUGGUGGUGGACUCGAGGAAGGUCAGCGGCAGGAGCGACGUGAGGAAUGAGGAUUUUAGCCCGAUCCUGAUAGAACGGCGCCAGGCUAGCAAUGGGAAGACGGUGUUUGGGCCUGCGGAAUUACCGCCUGAGGAGCUGCGAAAGCGGUUGGAGAAGUUGAGACAGAACCAACGCUUUCUCACGGGGGGUACGGAUGAGGAGGACGAGGCGGAUGGCCAGUCAGACGGGAAUGGGAAGUCAAAGAAUGGUACUACUAGCACGAGGGAGUUUGAGAGACAGGGCGGGUACAUCAACUUCCAGCGCGGUGGCCGGUCGGCGGAGGGGUCUUUUUGGCAUCACCGGCUGAGUUCGGGGCAUGAUGCUUCGGAAUUCUGCCCGGAGGAGUCGCUCCAGGCCAGCACGCCGAAGCAAUUCCCUACCGUGAGGGUAGAGCCGUGGGAUGAAUCGGCUGAAAUCCCGGUUGACAGUCCUCAGUAUCCUUCUGCUCCUAACCCAAGCCCGCAAAAGGCGCAGAGGUUACUUCCUGUGCCGCCACCUAGCACUGCGAGUCCGUUGAAACUGUUUCAGCCGUAUGACACGUUUACCAACCAGACGCUGCUGAGGAGACUGAGCCAGUUUCAGGCGGAGCCAUCGGCGAGUGACAAUUCUUUUGCGAUUGCGCAGGACCAGAACAGGGUCAGCAGGUUUGGCGAGGGGGAGCUGGACGGGUACGAGUUCCAAGACGAGUUUUCGCACGUUGGGGGGGCGGAUGCAUCGGGACUAGAGGCGGACAAGGAGAACAGGGGUCCUGCUAGCCCUGGUCUUGACGAGGAUGAUCAAGACAACAAUGGCUCCACCCACCACCGCGCGUCGUCGCGUCCGCCCAUUUUUGGCGACUUUACUAGCCACGAUGAUGAGAGCUCGCCUUGGGAGAUUGAGGAUGAUUUGUUGAGGAUUUCGAGGAGAAGAAGGCAAAAGUCGGCGACGACGACGGUGAAUUCGGCUUAUUCUACUACUACUACUACUACUGCUGCUACUGCUACUACGCGACGGAGUGUUUUUUCGGGCGCGGGGGAGUUGUACAGUGGCGGGAGUAGGAGAUACAAGAGGAGUAAGAGGACGUCGUUUCCUUUUGGUGGUGGUGAUAGCAGGAUCUCCACUCCCAGGCGGAGAAGAGACGUUAGUACUACAGGGACAGGGGGGGGACUGUUGUCGGAAAUUAAACGUCCUAGGACGUCGCCAUCGAAGGAUCCGACGCCCAAGAGGAGGAGGACGCUGCACAAGUCUGAUGUUUCUUAUGGGACGUAUGAUGACGACGAUUCUUCUGCUGCAGAUUCUACCGCGGGAGUUGACGCGGUGCAAAUGAGUCAUCAACAGAUGCAGGAGGCGAUACUGAGGCAUCAGCAGAGGAGGGAGGCGCGGGCGGCUAGUCAGGAGCAGAAACAGCAGCAGUUAUCGGAGGAGGAGGAGGAGGAGGAGGAGGAGGAGGAGGAUGAAUGA
Podospora anserina S mat+ is the source of this 2298-nucleotide messenger RNA. RefSeq lists its product as uncharacterized. NCBI's taxonomy places the organism in Eukaryota, Fungi, Ascomycota, Sordariomycetes, Sordariales, Podosporaceae. The record is from RefSeq and is a predicted model, not a curated record. The coding region runs from base 1 to 2298 and encodes 765 amino acids. The transcript has a single exon.